Molecule: messenger RNA, 3550 nt
Organism: Toxotes jaculatrix (banded archerfish)
Lineage: Eukaryota; Metazoa; Chordata; Actinopteri; Toxotidae
Gene: ap5b1
Product: adaptor related protein complex 5 subunit beta 1
Exons: 3
Coding region: 145-3015 (956 amino acids)
Biological process (GO): endosomal transport
Cellular component (GO): lysosomal membrane; AP-type membrane coat adaptor complex
Source: RefSeq, a predicted model, not a curated record
UGACUUGCCUGGACGCUGGAUGUCUGUAACAGGAUCUCUGCGUGUCGUUUUCAAGUAAAAAAAAAUUAAAUGUGCGCAAUGACUUUGGGGAGAGCUUGUGAGCCGACAGUCUGCAUUUUGCCGAAGUUCGGGAUUUGAGCGAUAAUGGCGGUGAACUGGGCCGACAGGAUCUCCGCUUUCUCCCGCAGUCCGUCUAGCUUCCUCUCCGGGACAACCUCCGAGGCUUUCCUGGCAGAGCUGCUCCGUGAGCUCCGAGAUGACAGAGCCAGUUACAGUGUCAAGGUCCUCCUGUUGUCCCCACUGUGCGAGUACCCAGCUCUGCUGUGUCCCUCAGACUCUGUGGGUGAGGAGACGACCCUGGAGCUCAUGUCAGUGUUCGCCCAGUGUCCUCCCAAAUCCGUACAGUUUCGUUGUCACCUCCUCCUUGCUCUCACCUCCGUGCUCGUCUGCACUUCCUGUGUGAGCAGCCGUUCUCGUGCAUCUCAGGAUUUCGUGGACCUGCUCCUCCAGAUAUCCCAGGACACCAGUGACCUCCAUAGUGAUGGCACUCUUCUUUCUCUCCGGGCCACAGCUUGUGACUGUCUGCGGGAGCUGGAAGCCUGCUCUCCCGGUCUUCUCUCCCAGCACAUUGAGCUCUUGGGUGGGCUCCGGCAGCAAGAAGCCUUCAGGCUCCAUCAGGCCUAUGCAGGACUUCAGACUCUGGUGUUGAGAAACGCAGUGUACCAGCUAACCCAGGAAGCCGGAGCAGGUGCUGAGCAACUUAAAGCUCUUCUGGGAGGAAAUACAUCAGUUGCAUGGGAAGCAGACCAGGACUCAGGGCUGAAGAGUAACAAAGACUCAGCAGUUCUGUCUUCUCUCAUCCUGGGGCCCAUGGGUACAGUACCGACCCUCCAGACCGGGCCUGAUUGUAAGGAGCUGCGUUCAGUGCUGUCCUCCCUCCUGGAGGAGUCCUACCUCCUCACUCCUUUGUGUCAGGCUGCACUGCUACAUAAGCUGAUAGAGGUGGUUGCCAUGGUGCCUGGUGUCCCUCCAGCCAUAUUCAGAGCUCAGCUGCUGCGACUCCUGGGCACCAGCAAGGUUUGCCUGCUCCACACCACUCUGCUGAUGAAGUGUGCGUUCACAGACAGCCUGUUCAGCGGCGAGGAUGAAGCUUUCCUCCUCAAACGACUGGUCGUGCUCUCCCAGCACCCUCUGCUCAGUACGCCCGAGAAGCUUUUCUACACAGACUGUAUCCUGCACUUUCCUGAGAACCGUCCAAUCAGCUGUGGCGACGGUGACGAGGCGCUCCCCGUGCUGCUGACCCCCCGGCUGGCCUCGGCUUUAGUGCCGACUGUGUUCAACGACAGUGCCACCAUGUUGGCCCGACUCAACCUUCUGUCCCUGGUCUACCUGGAGGAGGGAGAGGGAGAGGAGGGGGAGGGGGAGGAGGGCAGGGGACUGGCCUACCUCUUUGAACACCUCACCUCGCUGCUGCACAUUGUGGAGAAUGGAGGCAACAGAGAGUUUGUCGUCACCUUCUUCAGGGCUGCCUUCCUCUUCCUUUUACACUUCUACCACAUGGAGCGCUAUGCUAACAGCCUGAUUGAGAAGCUGUGUCAGCUCUACCUGCACCACACACAGCUAGCCCCGCACCUCAUCAGCCUGGCUGACCACACUCAGGACAAGCUGUCUGAGUCUAACUGGGCUGUGGGGCUCCUGACAGCCCUGCAGAGAGUCAUCACUGAGGCCCCGCUCGCUCAGCUCACCUUGCAGGACCUCCGCUGGCACCUAAAGGUGCUGGCACGAGUCGCGGAGGAGGGAAAAAUCCCUCAACACAGCACCCUCAAAUUUCUGUCUAGCGUCACCACUCCAUCGGCCUCCUCGCUCUGUGUCAGCAGCGAAUGGCGUCUCGGGAACAGCAUACUGGGAGUUUGCCGCCGCCUGCUCGUCCACCCCGGCCUGGACCCGCUGCUCAUGCCUCUGGCCGACACCCUGCAGCAUCUCGCCUGCCGUUACGGAGACACAGACAUCCAGGACCACGCCCGUCUUUACUACACCCUCCUCACGACGCUGUCCCGGGAGAAGCUGGCCGGGGUGUUGGCACAGGGCUCGACCGAGGGAGGGCGUCAGAUCAAGAUGCGAUCGCUGUCGUGCAUCAUGGCUGAGGGUGAGGGGCUGACAAGCAUGCUCACCAUUCACCAGACGGAGAAAGCAAUAUUUAGGGUGGUUGAGGUGAGUUCUGAGCCACGACAAGAAACACAAACCGAUAAAGAAAGUGACCUAAACCAGAAUGAGACAGACAGAUGCACGGAUGACGCGAACACAGCUCUGGAGGCGUACAGACGUCAGUUCAACGACCCUGACUUCGCAUCAGAAAUCACCUUAAGCUACCAGCUGGCUCACACUGAGGCUCCGGACUCCCGCUUUGAUCAGCUCUUCAGCAUCCGCCUGCACUUCAGCCUCACAGAUGACCACUAUGAGGAACUGAGCGACAUCAGCGUCCCUUGUCUCUUCAGAGAGAGGCCGUCGCCGGUGGUGAAGCUGAGACUGAAGCCCAGGCAGCCCUACCCCACCACCCUCCAUGCCAGCGCCAUCUUUACCGCACAGGAUGGGCUCUCCUGGCACACCGUCCUGCCUGACAUCCAUGUUGCCUUCCAGCAGGCCUUCAUGCCUCUGCCUGCUCCCCCAGCCUGGGAACGAGGCCGCAAGCUAAACCUGUUUGAGGGAUUGUGGGAUGUAUUCUGCUCAGAGAGUGGGGACUGUGCUACCAGCCUGUUCUGCUGCCAGCUGAAGGAGGCAGUCCUGAUUUCCUUGGUGGAGAAACACCUCCUCCCCUUCCUUAUUUCGGACUCGUCCCAUAAAGAAGAGUUUAAAGUGCUUUUCUUUCUCCCUCCACAGUCUCACGUGCUGUUGAAAAUCAGGUCAGAGGACGAUGCUGUGCACUUCGACAUUGCCACAGAUAACUGGCAGCUUUUGCCUCACAUAAGUUCUUAUCUACUGACAAUCGCAUCGUCACAGGGAGACACUCACAGCUGACUGUGAUGCAUCUUACUGGCUUGUUUUUUUUUUUUUUACUGGCUUUUAACAAAAUCAGCAAAAUCAUUUAAUUAGACAGCUCUUCGUAAUGUCAGUAACUGAAGACAGUUGAUUUAAAAUGAAGUUAUUGCACUUUAAUUUUCUUGACCUGAAAUUAAACAAAUGUGUUAAAUAUUUUGUAAUUUAUUUACCAAAUAUAGUCAAAACAAUUGACAUCUUCCAAAUAAAGAAUUUACUUUUAGUGGCACAGGAUCUCCCUGAUGGAUGACAGAGGUUAUAUUCCCCAGUAGACAAAAAAUAAGGCUAAAAAAAAAGUCUAGUGUAAAAUUCAUGAACAAAACUUCAUGUGAGCUGUGUAACAUGUUUCAGUUCCUCUGUGGAAUUUCUGACCAUAGUAGGACUUAUGUCUCCACAAGUGGGUCCCAGUUUUUUUCCUAGUUUGUUCUAAAAAUCACAGCAGCCAGAGGCUGUGAAGACGAUGCCUAAGAAAGCAAGAUGGAUGCAAACAAUGCAGAAAUCUAAAAACAGGAAGGAA